Molecule: messenger RNA, 2697 nt
Organism: Chara braunii
Lineage: Eukaryota; Viridiplantae; Streptophyta; Charophyceae; Charales; Characeae
Source: the annotation of a GenBank genome assembly
GGACUCGUCUGUCGUCCUCGCUAUGCACGCUCGGUUCAAGCAAGCAAUACAUUUCAUGACAGGCAGCAGGUCGUGAUGGCGGCGGCGGAGUGCUUCCGCUAGCUGGGUUUGAUUUGCAGACGGGAUCAUGGACUGCGAGUGAUGCCCGCUGCUGCCGAUGGGUUGUCUCUUGCAGCGGACACAGUGACCUGACCUGACGCGCUGGGUAUUGUUGCAGUCUCUGGAAGACGUGAGAAGCAGUCGAAAGAGAGUGACGUGAUUUUGAUGAACUGUGGAGCGUCGGGAUCGGCACGACCUAUUGGGUCAAGACUAUCCACCUCACCGCUUUCAGUCGUGUUUGCAACGCUAUUGAUUCAUUCAUGCACAGAUUUACAUUGAAAUAGUAAUUAAAUUAACUCCAGGAGCUCUGACUUCUACACGCCUUCGCUCUUCAGCGCCGAAAGCAGCUUUUCCAUCGAUAGGUACUCCUAAUGCAUCAACAUCUGUAGUUGGUUUAGCCGUUAGCUCUUACGUAGCAUCGGCACAUCUAGGAGUCUACCCGGAUGCGUAUUUAUCUGCAGCGGCAGCGACGAUCUUCCGGAGCAGGGGGGUCUCCAUCCAGAGGGGUUCGAACGAUAGUUAAAGGUAUAGCCUAUAGGAUAUGAGGAGGACAUUUUGUUCCGGAGAGUAUGUUCCGACACGUCAUCGGAUAGAAAUGCAACACGACGUCGAGUAGAUGACGACGCUUGUAUGGCAGACGCGACGCGGGAGGCAUGCUGCUUAUCACUUUGUUUGGUUCAAUAAUAGAAGUAUAAGCUGUGUUUGUCUAUACCUUGCACGAGGGAUUGGGGGGGGGGGGGGGGGGGGGGGGGGGGGGGUGGGCGUGAGAAUGCCAAGUUACCAGCAUGCAUUGGGUAGCUGCGCACGAUCUCUUCACGAUGCAAGAUUCCGUUGAGUCGUCGUUGGCAUCUCCUCUGAGCAGAGCGGGAACUCUAUGUCCCGCCUUGCCCCGCCUUAUUUCCCUUGUGGGGUGCCGCGUUGUGUGUAAACGGGGCCUAUGGUGGUGGAGGAAGGGGAUUGCGUCUCUCGCGGCUGCUCGAAGUACUGUGAGUGGAGAAAGAUUUCUCUCCUCGCUAUCGAAGACGAAAAGGCUGCGCGAAAAGUGACAGAUAGGUUCUCCAUUCUGCAGUCAUUUACGAAUGAUGAGCAGAUCAAUGACUAAUUGAUUAUUAAUCAUACGUGUUCGAGAGAGAGAGAGAGAGAGAGAGAGAGAGAGAGGUUCAGGAGUUUCCGGAAUUUCAGUCUCUCGUAAAAGUUUGAUAGAGAUGAUGUGUGUGACGUGCGAUGUCACCCAUCUAGCUGCAGCUCAAUUUUUAAACAACAGUGUGUGACGUGCGAUGUCACCCCUCUCAAGCUCAAUUUUUAAAAGCAGUGUGUGACGUGCGAUGUCACCCCUCUAGCUUCUGCUCAAUUUUAAACAACAGUGUCUCUGUUAAGGAGUUUCAGGAAUUUCAGUCAGUCGAUUAAUUUUUAACAGAGGUGGAGAACGACGAUAAUUAUAAUUGAUGGUCAAUCGGUGGUUAAUUGAUGUUUUAUGGAUGGUUUAUGGAUAUGCUUCAUUGAUGGUUCAUUCAUCGUUUGGUUCAUUGAUGGUUCAUUGAUGGUUCAUUGAUCGUUCAUUGAUCGUUCAUUGAUGGUGGAACUUUGGCUAGACUGGUGAUGGUUCAUUGAUGGUUCAUUGAUCGUUCAUUGAUCGUUCAUUGAUGGUGGAACUUUGGCUAGACUGGUAGAGCUUGCAGAUGAUAGCCCCUCUCAUCUGACGUGGCUGCACUUAUUGAUUUUUGGGGGGAUGGUUUAUGGAUAUGCUUCAUUGAUGGUUCAUUCAUCGUUUGGUUUAUUGAUGGUUCAUUGAUGAUUCAUUGAUGAUUCAUUGAUCAUUCAUUGAUGGUGGAACUUUGGCUAGACUGGUAGAGCUUGCAGAUGAUAGCCCCUCUCAUCUGACGUGGCUGCACUUAUCGAUUUUUGGCCUUGCAUUCAAGGCUCUCUUUCUUUACUUACCCCUUCGAGAUCCGCUUCGUAACUGUAGGUUUGGGAACGGUAGGUGCUCUCUCUCGCUUACAUGGUUCAUAACUUGAGAUGGUGUUCAGAAUCACGACUAACUGAACUUGGCUUUUGAUGCCUUCAAGUGGGGAAGAAGAGAGGUAGAAACGUUCAACACUCUUCUUGAACGUUGAAAUUCGUGUUCAGUUUCCUUUCAUCUCGUCCGAGGAGUAGGAAAGGAGUUAUUUCUCUAUGAAAACCGUUUUUUUUAACUUUCAUUUUCGUAUUGUUCUGUCGUUAUUGUUGAACGUGACGUUUCGCUGAUCUACCCCUGUUUUUUUUUUUUUUUUUUCCGCCAUUUCUCGAUUCAUGCGUGUCAUCCUUGUGCAAGCAAGGGUCAUGCAAACAAACCUUCUCUGUAGAAAACCAAUUUCAACGGAUUUCACUGCCCUCUGUUUUUGUGCAUGCAGAUGGGGAUACACGCAGUUUCGCGACGUUUUUUCUACGGUGUUGGUGGCUUUGGAUCGAAAUAGGUUUUUUUUUUUGUUUUUUUUUUUUUUUUUUUAAAUCUCUUUUUGUUCUCCAGUACAAAGUACUGUGAACGAAGAUGCUGAAGUACCUGGACAUACGUGCAUGCCACUGCAUGGCAUUGCAUGCAAAUGAACGAAGAUGCAGAAG